AUGCCCCCCGUCCCCAUCACCAUCGUCACGGGCUUCCUCGGCUCCGGCAAAACCACUCUCCUACUGAAUCUAAUCCCACAACUACCACCAUCGUACCGCCUAGCGCUCCUGAAGAACGAAUUCGGCGACGUCGCCAUCGACUCCCAACUCGCCUCGACGCAGUCCAUCUCCGGCGUGCGCGAGCUCCUCAAUGGCUGCAUCUGCUGCAAUCUAGUCGGCCAGCUCAGCGAUGCGCUGCAUCAGUUGCGCUCCGAGGUCCAGCCGGACCGUAUCGUCAUUGAGACCAGCGGGAGCGCAUUCCCCGCAACCCUGGCCAUGGAAGUCAACCGUCUGGCUCGUGAAGAGCCGGGCAGUCUGGUUCUGGAUGGGGUGAUCAGUGUCAUUGACGUCGAGAAUUGGCAGGGCUACGAGGAUACCUCGUACACUGCUAAGCUGCAGGCCAAGUAUACGGAUCUGAUCGUCUUUAAUAAGUGGGAGAUUGUCUCGGAGAUGCGGUUCGAUAUUUGUCUCGACCGGGUUGGUGAUCUUGAGGUGCAGACGCCCUGGGUGAAGUCGGAUAAGGGAAAAGUCGAUAAGGAUGUCCUUCUGGGUAUUGACGGGGCGCUGUUUACCAAACAUGAUGACAGUGCGGAGGCAUUGCGGUUGACUAGUCACGAUGAUGGUCAUCAUCAUGACCAUCGUACAGACCAUCAGUCCGAGGUGGAGGUACUUUCCGUCUCGCUGAAAACGGCCCAGCCUGAGCAAACCGUCGAUAUCGCCGCGUUGGAGCAAUUACUCCUCAACGCUUCAAGAGACGAAGUCUACCGAAUCAAGGGAGUCCUGCGCUGUUCGGCACGGUCGCCGCCGGCGGAAUCGUCAGACUAUCUCGAGGAGAGGAGGCCUGCAACGGACCGGAAUGGAGCGACCCGGUAUUACAUUCUCAAUUGGGCCUUUGGUCGGUGGACGUUCACCCCAUCCGACACGGUCGCGGAGACUGCCGACGUCACGGUGGUCGCGCGCCUGACGUUCAUCCUGGCACGGUACGAGUCGGCGAAAUGGAAAAAGAAGCUGGAAGCAGGAGGACUCCUGCAGGCAGCCGCAGUGAAUGACGACAUGGAGCUGGUGGUGGAUCGACUGGUUUAA
Aspergillus tanneri is the source of this 1122-nucleotide messenger RNA. Its product is annotated as GTP-binding protein. The record is from RefSeq and is a predicted model, not a curated record. Gene Ontology annotation, cellular component: cytoplasm. Lineage: Eukaryota; Fungi; Ascomycota; Eurotiomycetes; Eurotiales; Aspergillaceae. The transcript has a single exon. The coding region runs from base 1 to 1122 and encodes 373 amino acids.